Messenger RNA from Neopelma chrysocephalum (saffron-crested tyrant-manakin), 3607 nucleotides. It is a transcript of the gene CMTM7, whose product is annotated as CKLF like MARVEL transmembrane domain containing 7. The coding region runs from base 53 to 583 and encodes 176 amino acids. The transcript is spliced from 5 exons. Gene Ontology annotation, cellular component: membrane. The record is from RefSeq and is a predicted model, not a curated record. Lineage: Eukaryota; Metazoa; Chordata; Aves; Passeriformes; Pipridae.
CCCGUUCCCCUGUCCCGGGACGGGCAGCGGCGAGAGCAGCUUGGACGGAGCCAUGUCUCACGGGGCACGGGUGAUCCGCACCGGGGUGAGCAGCGGGGGCCCCGCGGCCCCGUCGGCCGUCACCGUCGCCUCCUCCUCGGCGGGCUCGGACGUGGAGCUCAUGGACGGCGCCUAUUUCCGCUCCUGCGCCGGCAUGCUGAAGGUGGCCCAGAUGAUCUCACUGCUGAUUGGAUUCAUCAGUGUAAAUAAUUCUCCGUGGACAGAUUACAGUGCAUACAGCUUCUUUCAGAUUGUCACCAUGUGCGAUUUGGUUAUGAUUUUGUUCUUCUACGUUACCCACAUCUUCAGGAUCUACAGGAAGCUCACUUGUGUGAGCUGGCCGCUUGCGGAGUUCCUUCAUUACUUAAUUGGUACAAUUCUGCUUCUCAUUGGAUCAAUUGUAGCAGCAGCCAAGAGUUACAAUGUGACUGGACUUGUGGCUGGAGCGACUUUCGGGUUCCUAGCUACAAUACUUUGUGUUUUAAGCAUGUGGUCGUCCUACAAGGUUUCAUGCAUCACGCAGUCAACAAAUGCAUCUGUGUGACUCCAUCAUCUGUGCAAGAUUUCUGCCUUACAAAAUAGGAUACCAAAGAGGAGCGUCCACUACCGAGGAGGGGGCAUGGGUGUUAUGUUACUAGCCUGGACAGCUGGUAGCUUUGGAAGAUCUACUUGAAUGCCUGUGCAAAACAAUGUUGUGAACCAAAGUAUUUUUGCUCCCCUCCCUUCUCCCCACCCAAAGAAGUUUAUAAUGGAGAACCUGCUUGUUUUGGAGAAAGACAACUUCUGUCUCACAAGCUGGGCAUGGUCAUGUCCAGCUAUUUGCAAUAAGUGCAUUUAAAACUCAUUUGGACAGUUGUUUGGUUCUCCUUUCAGAGGGACAGAAAAAUUGCUUCAGAUUUUCUCCAUCUGUUUACUCAAGGGAAGUCCUGCAAAUUCCUACCUGAUCCUUAACUUCCAAGGAUGAUUUGUUAAAGGAACUGUUAUAAACUAAUUUGUGCCUGGAUACACGGACCCAAGUCUUUGUUACCUCUUUCUAUCAGAACUACGGACUAUUUCUAAUAUCAGCUCAGCCAGCAUAAAAAAUUAUGAACUGCAACUUGAAUACAUCACUGCAAACACUCCCUCUUAGCCCCAACAGUACAUGAUAAAAUCGAGGAUUUCCUCCAUGAAUUUUUACAGGAUAUUAGCAAUCAAAGAUUAUUCUUCAAAACUUCCCCUUGCCAAUUACAGAAAAAUACAUACCCAAGAAUAUAUGUUUAAUGUUUUGUGGGAUCUUUUUUUUUCUUUUCACAGUAAGACCUGUUCUGUAGAAAAUUUCUGUGCAUUUCCCUUAAAUUAUUCUCUUUGGAACCUAACAGUGUUUAUGGAAAGCCCACUGUGCUGCUUUCUCUUACAUGUGGUGUGUCCCUUCCUCUGCCUCAGCUGGAAUCCAUGCUCCUGGAGACUCUGCCCAGAGCCUGGACAGACAGAACAGUUCAGUUUUGUCCAACCUGGUAUGAUCAUGAAGUUCUAUGUAACUUCAGUGCUGAGACAAUUCUUUCUCGGUACCUUUCUCUUUCCUUUUUGUAGCCCAUCUCGGGAGACCUGGAAAUUCUUUGCAGGAAAAAAGGAAGCGCAGGCCCCUCUUCCUCCUUGGUGCUUCUCCUUUCAUGUCUAGCUGUGAAGUACAGCUUGUACUUAUAAAUUGGUUUCUUCUGUCAAGACAACUGCAUGGUGGUGAAGCAGAAGUAGGAUUUAUACAGUUUACCAGGGACAAUCUGGGGGAAAAAGCAUUUUCUGGCCUGCUAUGUAUUUUUGAAAUUCUGCAUCAAUACUGCUAAGUAAUUUAAUGGUCCUCUUGGAAAAUUCUUUUUGUGCCUUGUAGCAGGUCAACACGCACUGCUAUUUGUUGCCACCUUAUUUUUUUUCUCCCAUCCUAAUACAUGUAUCUUUACUUAGAAUUUUUUUUUUAGCUCUUAGACAAGAGAAAUUGGCCAACUGCUUAAGUGUCAACAAUUUUGAGUAAGUAAAUGAAAAUAACUGAGCAGAUACCCCUUCUAAAGGUGCACAGCUUCUGUGAUUCUUCUUGCUAUUCCUUUUCAUAAAUGCCCUAUUUACAGCAACACAGAGCAGCAAACAAUUUGAAACUGCUUUAACAUUAAUAUAGAGGAUUAUUCAAAUAAAACUAAACAGGCAGUUGUAAUGUUACUGAUUGCAUAUUGACUAUUUUUUAUUUCUUUACAAUGUCCAACUCUGGCCUGCUUUUCUGCCCCAUACCUUCAGAUGAUAUGUUUUGUGUUUGGUCAGAAACAGGCUGGGUUUUUUUAUUUUUAACAACCUGAAUUGAGCAUGCCUCAAAGGCUCUCUCGCUUAAGAGAACAAACAUUCUUCUAGAAAUCCCUGUUAGCAGUGUCAGUUAUAGUGUAGCUUCCUUGCCCUGCCAGCACAGGACCAAUCAAAUGGCCAUAUGGGACAAGACUUCAUUCUAGGACAUUGGAGUGAACAUAUCUGCAGAAGAAGGUACACACACACAUAUAUAUGUAUGUGUAAUUUUUUGCAACAGAGGUGCUUGGAUCACCAGUCCUCCUGCCAAGACUGACUUAACUACAGUUUUUGGAAACCAGCACUCUGACUGUAAUUUGGACUGAUAUGGUAGAUAUUUAAGGAUACUCCCAUCUUCUGUUCCCCCAGAGGAAUGAUAUGUGCACUAUUUUUCCUUCACCUCCUGAGAUAUCACCUCAGAUAGAAAGUAGAAACAUUCCUAAAAGCUUUAACCUCACUUGGCAACCCUGUGGGAAACCAAUGUUCUGCUGCAGAUGGUGUGAAUGCAGGUAAGGCCUCAGUGCUGCAGCGGUAGUAGGGAGAAGCACCUGCUACAGAUUGGGACUGGCGCCUGAGCUUGCUCUGAAGAAAAGGGUGUUUCCACUUUCUUCUGGAAUGAUGCCUUUUCUCCUGGCACUACAGUAGCAUUUUUUUUCAGCCUCUCACAUCACUCUGUCACUUGUCACCAUAUGGAAUAAAAAAAAAAAAAAGAACUCAUGGAAUUUCAUGCAGUCUAACAACCAAAGAAUUUCUGAACUAUGCUCUGUGAUCAUCCAAAGACUAUGUUUUGUUGCAAGUGCACUUGUUUAUACUGGAUCAAGAGAAAUAAGCUACAGGUACCAUUUUGGGUUUUGUGCCUAUCAACAGGGCUAAGGUAUGCCUGCAGCGUUUGCUGUUAUGACAGUGCUGGGUCUAUAGACCCACUAUAUGCUCUUAAUGCGGGAUGCUUUCAGGCUGGAAAACUGACAUCUCUGCUGCCAGUUUCCUUGCUUUCCCCAAAUCCUCCUUGUAAAGCAUGUCUACCAAGACAAGCACAGAUUUUCUGGUAUCGCCAGCUCUACCGGGCAUCUUUGAAUGACAGCUCCGUCUGGCAGGGAAUUCGGCACCACUCUACUGUAGCUCUGCCAGCAAAAGUGUUUCAGGUUUCCCUCCGUGUCAACCUGGUUCUGAAAGCUCCAUCUGUCUGCAACUUUGUCAAAUAUGGGAUUCCAGCUGUUUUAGAAAUAAACUCUAACUCUGCUAGCUCUUUGGGUGAUGUAGAAAAUCA